Molecule: messenger RNA, 4773 nt
Organism: Branchiostoma floridae (Florida lancelet)
Lineage: Eukaryota; Metazoa; Chordata; Leptocardii; Amphioxiformes; Branchiostomatidae
Product: ras-specific guanine nucleotide-releasing factor 1-like
Exons: 15
Coding region: 18-1643 (541 amino acids)
Biological process (GO): positive regulation of GTPase activity; Ras protein signal transduction
Cellular component (GO): plasma membrane
Molecular function (GO): guanyl-nucleotide exchange factor activity
Source: RefSeq, a predicted model, not a curated record
GCCACCUGCAGACGGACAUGGGCUCGCCUCCCACCAUCCCCGAGCACCACGCCUCCACCAAGAGGGUCCGCUCGCACUCUACCACCACCCUGCCAACCAUCCUGUCGGAGGACAGGGGAGACAACGGCCGCGCGUUCGAGUCCAACGAGCACAUCAGGCGACAUCCGCUCAGAAGAAGCUUCAGAAGAAAUAAAUGCGAAGGGGACCAACAGAUCACGGAGGACAACAUGAAGGAGGAAGCGUCCCAGGAACGGCUGGGAACGCCCAUCCACCACCGGUCGUCCUCCCCCGCGCUACCUGUGCCGUGCCGGCGCCGCUCAGCCAGCUCGACGGGGCCUGUGGAUGAGAGUGGGCGGGGCCGCUCGCCCUCCCCUGCUCACCGCCCGUCCUCACCUGUCCCGCCGUCCUCUCCUCGCCUGGUGCAUGCAGAGAGUGCCCCCGGCGUGGUGGUGACGUCAUCACGCCCGUCCAGACGCCGAUCCACCUCUUCAGCGGUGGUCGCGUUCGCCGCCGCCACAGCAGGCUCCGCCAACCUCAGAGUCUCGGACGGGAGUUUCUCCACAUCAGGCUACGGUAGCUGCAUUACGUCAUCACCAGAUCUCAAACAGCAGAGAAAGAACAAAGAGGAGAUCAUCAGUACGGCAGCCACUGCGCGUGUGCUGAACGUUUUGCGGCACUGGACGACGAAGCAUAAACAGGACUUUGAGAUGGACAGCGUCCUGAAAGCGAAGGUUGUGGAGCUUCUAGAGGAGAUGAUGGGGGAUGUUGGGCUGCUGGCCAGCGAGCAUAAGGCAGCCUCCAACAUACUCAGAACGCUUGCUUACGAAGACGGGGACAAAACCAAGGCGCGGCUGCAGGAGAUCCUGAGUCCUGGGAAGAGAGCGGACAGCGCGACGUUUGAGACCCUGUCAGCGCUCCAGCUGGCGGAGCAGCUCACCCUCACCGACCACACCAUCUUCUGCAGCAUUCCUUACGAGGAGUUCCUGAACAAGGCGUGGAUGAAACCUGACAAAGCCACCCGGGCGCCACACAUCAUGCUCACCAGCAAGAGAUUCAAUGAGGUGAGUAAACUAGUGGCGUCUGAAGUUGUCAGCCAGCCGACCAUCCCCGGACGAGCUAGUGCCAUCGAGAAAUGGACGGCAGUCGCCGACAUCUGCAGGUGUAUGCACAACUACAACUCUGUUCUCGAGAUCACGUCGGCAUUCCAGAAUAGCGCCAUCUACAGACUCAAGAAAACAUGGGAAAAGGUCUCCAAACAGACCAAACAGCUUGUAGAGAAACUGAAGAAUCUGGUGUCGUCUGAUGGUAGAUUCAAAAACAUGAGGAAUGAACUACACAGAUGUGACCCUCCAUGCGUGCCAUACUUAGGAGUGUACCUGACAGACUUGGCUUUCAUAGAGGACGGAGCACCAAACUUUACCGAAGAUGGCCUGGUCAAUUUUUCAAAGAUGAGAAUGAUUGCACAUGUUAUCCGGGAACUGCGACAGUACCAACAGACACCGUACAAAAUAGAAUAUGAUCCUAAGGUGACGAGUUACCUGCUAGACCAGGCGCUUAUCCUUGACGACGACGCUCUGUACGCCGCGUCUCUGCAGAUCGAGCCGAGGAUGAGCCCGAGUGCCUCCGCCAGCAGCGGGUCCUGAUUUUCUACACAGCUCCUCAACGGGAAACACAACAUCAUCAAUUAAAGACAAGAAAACCUUCCACGAUGCACAUUUUUACCUGGCUAGCUCCUCCACUGGAAAACUCAGACUACUAAGACACUGUUACGAUCUGUAGGUGGAUUUUACACAGCCGUACGUAGAUAGGAGGGAUGUUAAAGAAUAGAUGAUACCGCGUACAGCCUUCGUACAAGAUGUGAGCGGAAGCGCAGCUUGCUGAGGGGAUUGCCCGUCUAGAAGAGUGGCAGCUCGACCGACUGGAUUCUACACACCACCACGGGUGCCUACAGUCAAGGGAGGACCGAGUGGGAGAAGCGAGACGUUUCGCCAUUUUCACACGAUAUCAACCAUUGUUUUUCGGACCAAAUGAACUAACUGCAACAGAACAUUCAACUAGACGACACUUUCUAUCUACCUUUGUGACCAAGAUGCAUGUGGAUGUUCCAAAAGAUGGAGGUAUCGUGUACAUAUCUUCAACCAAGCUGCCAACAACAAGUAGACAGAGCAAUUUUCAAUCAACACACAGAGAGGAGUACACAAUGGUGUGGGCCAACACAUGCACCGGCACUGCAACAGGACCAGUGUGAACCUGGAGUUUGUGACUACCGGGGAGAUGUUGUUGUUGGUUGUUGUUAUGAGGUAACGUUGCCAGCGGUUGCCAACGAAAGUGCGCUGAUGCCAAACCAAACUGUCGCCCAACGGCCAACGGGAUUUCAGAGGCAGGGUGAAUCCGCGAACCAGGUGUAUCGGACAGGAGGAGGUAACCUGCAGAACAACCUUCCAGCUACCGAUGUGUGUGAUGGGAACAUAUUUAUGUUACAUACCAAUCAUUAAGGUGUUUGAAGAAAUCAGGUAAAGGUUUCCUCAUUAAACGAUCAAAAUGCUUAGAUACUUUGCGAAGUAAGUUGUAACGAAACCGUGAUUCUAAUGUGAAGAUUUUCUACCAUUCAUGUUUUAUCGUGGACUUUCAAUGAUGAUGGACUUUUUUUCCUUUAACACAGUCUACAUUUAAUUUCAGUGUACUUUUAAUGAGAAACAACUAUAACACAACAUACGACAAUCCUCCUACUUUAAGGCAUCUCCCUGUGAUGCAACACAGACACAUCCAAACUAAAAGCAGAAGAGUUUAAAGCUACUGUGAAUAUCUAACAGAGAACCAAUAUUGCAAUAAGAGUGAUCGAGCUCGAUCCCAGGUACGAAUUUUGAAGCAUUAAUAGCGACACACUUCGCGAGAAUCCGCUAGAAUCUACUGUGAAGACCAAAACUAUUUUCGUUGACGUUCUGUGAGCCAUUUGUAAAUAUGAUUUUUCACCUCUCGUAAGAUUGUCAUAGUGACAUCCGUAUGAGGAAUACUGAAGCUCACUUGAAUAGUAGAUAAACAAAGCUUGUGAAGUAGGGUAGAGUUUAGUUUCACCUUUAUAAAGGUUGCUACAUUCGACGUCCAAGCAACGCCAGGGAACUGUUGAUGAUGUUAAAGCAAACGUCAAACUUCGCCCAAAUUUACUGAUCGUCAGAAGUCACUGAAGUUCACAAUCGCCAUAGAAUGUUUUGCUUGACUCCUAUGAAUUGUGCAGCGAUCGCUCGAUAGAACACCGACGCAAUGGCUGCGCUUAAUGCCCGUUAGAAUUUGUAAACAAAUCGUCGUCGGGCCAACUGUUUUGUUAUACUUGCGCGGUUAGAAAUCUGCCCAAUUGUAGGGAGAAAACCGCGGGGAAAAACAGCCAAAUUCUUUAAUGCUGAAAGACGGUCAAACACAGGCAAUGCAAAAAAAGGAAUUAACGUGGGGGAAGUCGUUUUAGCCAUUAAACUCCCUUCAGAAAGAUAAUAAUUUUGUCUUCUAUCGCAAAAUACGACACUACUAUCGACAUCACUUUGUGGAAAAUGAUUAAAAUUUGACUGUACUUUCUGGCAACCGUGAAGUAAAUUGAACGAAUGUUGAAACAUCCAUUGAGUUUUCAACCCACCAUUUUGGUUUUUAGAUCACCUCUAUAAAAGCCAUGUGAACUGUGAGCCUUGGUCGCUGUUGUUGCUUUUGUAAUGUAGAAAUUGACAUAUGUGACUGUGUCGCCCACAUGAAUACCAUAGGUGACAGCAGUUCAAAUUAAGGGGAGUAGCUGCGCUCUGUUGAUGAUUGUGCGUCACGUAUACGUCAUUGCGACAUAGUGUGCAUACCCGGGGUCUUUGCCUUUUGAAUGUACCACUACAGAAAAUGCCGCACGUGUCCUUAUGACAAAAAGGCAAUAGUCAGACAAUCAUUCCAGACGUUCUAAGAUACACAGAAAUCUUAAGUUCUACUCAUUUCCCAAGUCUGGGCACUCUCAGCCAAACAAAAGAGCCAUUUGUGGUAACAGAACUGGUUCCUCACAUUUCGUUACGACAACCAAGACUUACGUACGCAAAUAAUUUCAUCACGUUGGUAGAGUAUAUAUAGGAUAAUUCUUUUACACAAACCAAUUACUUUGCUUAGCUUCGCUGUCCCUCAGAGCUUCUAACUGGAGUUCUGCUUCUCGCCGCUACGUGUAGCUGAUGUAGGUGUCGCUUUUGCGCCAAGAACACAAUCCCAAACGUGGCUAAUCCCAAACUAGGGGGCAUACAAGCUUAGCCACGCUUGGGAUUGUUUUCUCGCCGCAAAAGCGCCACCUAGCGAUGGGAGGCAGAACUACAGUUAGAAGCCAUGUGUCAGAGAAUUCUCCUAUAUCCAAUUCCAAGACUUCGUAGCAUACAUACACAGUGUUGUUCCGAUUAAUGCUUUACCUCAGGAAAAUGGACUUAUGAUAGAACGAGAUACAUGAAGUGUACGGACAUUAACUUGUACAGACGAAACGCCAGAGUCACAUCAUUCUUACCAGCCAUGAGAGGAAGGGUUUCGAACGCAGCUUGAAAUAAGGUGCAUAACUCAAAUUUCGGAGCAUAAUAGUAUACUAGCAGUAUGAAAUCUUCUAUCUUUAUCUUCUACAUUUCCAACGAUUGUGGUCAUUACUUUCCAGUCGACGUCCUUUUCAAAAUCAGUAUUUAAGUGGCGAGAAAAAAACAAGCCCUAAGGGUUAAACGUGACUAUGGUUGUGUGGGUCGUGUUCCUCAUGCCACGAUAUUUACGAACGAAGAAAUGGUC